UUUUGUUAGGUUGGUGGUGGUGCACAUGCGCGUCUUUUGACGUUUUAUUCGUGUGGUGGUGAAAGAAGUGAAGUUUCACAAAACAAGUGUAAUAAUUGUAAUUAAUUUUGUACGAUAAUUGUGAUUAUUAGAGUCGCCAACGAAAAUGAGCGAUAAAAAAGCUAUAGGGGGCGCCGUACCCCCGCCAUCAUCUGCGCAGACAUUCACUCCUCAGCCUCCACCGCAGGCUAAUCAGUCGGUACCAACGCCACAACCAUAUGGAGUAGUUCCUGGUUUACCGACCGCUUCCCCUUACGUUAUACCUGGCCAAACCCAGAUUUACCCACAAGGGCCUCCCCCCACCUACGAUCAGGCUUUGACACACCCAGCUGCGAUAGUGGGGCAGCCCAUGUACCAUCCGGGCACGAUGUAUGCCGCCGGAUACCCCACCUACCUCGGGUACCCCACUUACGCCCCUAUGCAGUAUUAUCCCUCUCUGGGCGCGUAUUCGUACGCGAUGCAACCAGCACAGCUGAGGCCCACGAUCAUGAUUCCGAACGGGUACGACGCCGGGGCGAGGUUUGAUGGGAUAGCCCAGCCCGUACUUCCUCCGGCCCCACCCGGGGUUCCGCCCUCCGCCGCGCAGCUAGCGGCGAUGGCGGGCCACCAGGUGGCUCUAGGACAGAAGAAAAACUCUUUUCUGGCAGGCGGCUCCGAUGGGGGAUACACAUUCUGGUAGGAAACGGCCCUAGGUUUAAGCAAUUCAAAUUAGGUUAACGAAAUUCUUUAUUUUAUCUUAACGACUAGCAAGGUCUGUCUAGUCUAUAUCAUUUCAAGUACUAAAUGUCGGAAGUGAGCCGUCUAAGUCACUUUUGUACAUGAAUUGCUGACAACUUAAAAAAACAUAUUAAAAUGAGUUAUUUUCAAAACGAAAAAAAUAUUAGAGUACAAGUUAGAGUGAUCUGAAACUGUCCAAUGACGGUUCUAGGUAAUCUGUUAUUGUUUGAUGAUAUUAAGACGUUUCCUGUUUGCAUAACGUGGCGUUUCUAGGAUUACGUGACAAAUUAUCUUCGUUCUUUCUUUUUUUGUUGAAUAUCUAUUAAUGUGCAAUAAACGUUGUUGACAUUGUAAUUUAUUGUUUUGUAAAAUUUUAGGUUUUGUUGCGAAGUUUUUAGGUACGUAAAAUUUUAUAGGCAAUAAGUUGAUUGGUGAUGCGACUGGUUCCCAACUAAAAAUGUGCGAUUAUAUUUUUUAUUUGGGAAUGAGUCUUCUUUUUAGAGAUAUUUCUUUUAUUUUAGUUUUGGAAAGCAAGUUUGAAGUCAGUUCUGCCGAUUGUACGGCAACACUUUCAUUUCCUAAAAAAAUAAAAUAAAAGAACUAUCAAGACGAUGCAGCUUAAUGAAUAUUUACUAGUCAAUAACAAGUAAAACAAUCGAUAGAAUAUUAAUUGAAAAAAAUAUAAAACACCAACAAAAACUUCUUGUUACUUGCCAUAAUUUUGUUAUACUAAUGUUCUGUUGUUACUUGAAACUUUUACAAUGAAAUUGAACUAUUGUGAGACUGUGAAGAUCUAUUGUGAAAAAUGUAAUGCUGUAAUAUUGAA
Molecule: messenger RNA, 1582 nt
Organism: Tribolium castaneum (red flour beetle)
Lineage: Eukaryota; Metazoa; Arthropoda; Insecta; Coleoptera; Tenebrionidae
Exons: 5
Coding region: 146-718 (190 amino acids)
Source: RefSeq, a predicted model, not a curated record